GCUGGGUGCUGGUCGCGAUCAGCGUCAUCGGGCCGGAAAGGCUGGGGCUGCCUGUGGGAUUUUGGCUGGGAUUUGGGGAACCUGCGGAACUUUCCUGAGGCGGUUUUCCUUUGGCAGCCGUUGUUUCACGGUGGGCGGGCAGGCGCAGAGCUCGGCUGAAACAGAGCGGGACUAAAUGGAAUUCCCCGGGAUGAGGGAGAGAAAAGUUAGGAAUAAUGCCGAGGUUCCAUCUCUGUGUUCCGUCGCUUUUCUUUUAGGAGAAACCUCGACGUUCUAGGAAAGCUGGAAAUCCUUGCUAAGAAGUCUGUCACUCAAGUACACAUCCGUUAUUCCUUGCUUUCAUGUUUCUUAUCUGAACUUUUUAUCUGCCCAGAGGGGCUGUGGAUGCCCCGUCCAUCCCUGGAGGUGCUCAAAGCCAGGUUGGAUGGGGCCCUGGGCAGCCUGGGCUGCUGUGAAAUGUGGAUGUUGGUGGCCCUGCCUGUGGCGGGGGGUUGGAGAUUUGUGAUCCUUGAGGUCUCUUCCAACCUGGGCCAUUCUGUGAUUUUCCUCUCCCCCUUGUUGAGCCCUGGACCAGUCUCAGUGCGGCUAUGGCCGUACCGCAGUGAGGCACAAUGUGACCUGGCACUGCUCUGCCCACAGCACUGAGCCGCACUGCCGGGCUGUGCCGCACCAGGGCCAGGCACCUGCACACCUGCUCUGCCAGCACGGACGUAGCGGGGCUUGCCACAGAUCUGCUGUUGAGAAAUCUUCUGAAGUAACAAGUAAAUGCUCCUUUGGAAACAAGCUUAGACUAACCCUAAAGAGGUAUAGCAGAAAUCAAGAGGUGGGAAGGAAGGUGAAAUGAAGAAGCUCAGCUCCUAAGAUUUGUCAGAAAAGCUCUUAAAGAUCUUUAAUUUCUGGCUAUAUGCACCUGCCUAUCCUAGCAGAUAGUGUGAGGAAAGGCCUCUGGCUGUGCAGGGUUUGUAAUCUUGUGCUGUCAUCCCACCUGCCAGACAUCCCAGUUGUGUGUGUGUUCUGCUGGGUAUGUGUACAGAGUGGUUGCUUCUGUGUCACACAAUGCUCAGAUUGUGAAUUAAUUUCAAAAAUGAAUUUAAAAAUUCGGUUUACGUUUGACUUGGGAAUGUUCUUUGUAUCUGCACAAGUGCCUAGCGAACCUGUGUGGAGGAGUGGCAAUUAUCUCCUGUACGAGCUGAGCCUGCAGUGGCUGCAGGUUCCCCAGCCUCCCCGGCUUCCUGUGGGGCAGGCCCGCUUUGGGGCAGUGCUGCUGCACCUCUCCAUGGCUGGCAGCUGCUCCCUGCUGCUGGCAUUCUGAAACUUGUAAGCCACGCUGGUUCCAGCAGCUGCUCUCCAAAUGCAUCAUCUCAGGUUCAGUGCAGUUCUACUGUUCAGAUGCAUUGUCUGUAGGGUUCUUGUAGACAUCUGAGAGUGGGAAAGCCAGUCUUUAACAUUAUUUGGAGAUUAUUAUAUGAAUAUAUAAAAAUGUGGCUAAAUUAGAAACUGCCCUUUAGGAAACAUGUAUUUUCUAUGUCCGCUGUUAGUAUAGAAUGCAACACUGCAGUAGUCUGCCGUUUUAAAUGCUAGCAUAGAGUGGUUUAAUUUUCAGUAGGAUUUACUGAACAAUCAGGAAAUAGCGGUAAAGGUGAGUAUGAGGAGUUUCCUGUUAGUUAUCCAAUUCAUUCCAUGGAUGGCUCUGAGAAAAAAAAAGCAUGAAUGUUGGAAAAAGAACUGUACUUGGGUAAGGAAGCCAACAUUUUUAUAAGGCCGAGGCCCAUAUGCACGCUUUUGGCCCUCUGACAGCUUUACAUUUCUGAUAACAUCCAGUGACAUUCUUUUACCUCCUUUGUUUGCUGAAAUAAUUGCGUUCUGCCCACACAGAAACCUGAUUUGUAUAGUGUUAACACUCAUGUAUGGCCUUGUUUUGUAUUGCUGUGCCUUGCUAUUCUCAAUAUACAUUUUGAAUGUGUAUGAUAAGUGUUGAGUCACGGCCUGAAGCACUGAUGGAGCACCUGGGGAGAGGACCUGGUCAGCCCUGGGAGCACAGUUGAAGGCAGUUCAGCUGUGCAGCAGGAAGGGGUGGAGCCUGGCUGCACCUCACUUGGGAGAAGGUUCUCUGGUUGGAGAUUCUUCCUUUGGGGAGUCUGUCCUGUGAGCCUAGAUCUUCAGAGAUGGCCCUACGGGAUCACACGUUGAAUGGUGCAAACAGCUGAUAGCUGCAACCAUUUCCAGUCAGAUCUCUGGGGCUGUCCCUUCGGAAGGUGUGUCCAGAGACUACCGGGCGCUGCGAGAUGGAAACAAACUGGCACAGAUGGAAGAGGCUCCGCUUUUUCCUGGCGAAUCAAUCAAAGUUAUUGCUAAAGACGUUAUGUACAUCUGUCCAUUUAUGGGAGCAGUCAGUGGUACGCUGACGGUGACGGACUUCAGGAUGUAUAUCAAAAGUGUUGAAAGGGAUCCACCUUUUGUUGUUGAUGUUCCUCUUGGAGUGAUAAGUAGAGUUGAAAAAAUUGGAGUACAAAGCCAUGGAGACAACUCAUGUGGUAUAGAAAUCGUAUGCAAGGAUAUGCGGAACUUGCGGCUUGCCUAUAAACAGGAGGAACAGAACAGAUUGGAGAUUUUUGAAAACCUUGUAACGCGUGCGUUCCCUGUUUCUAAUGGACUGCCUCUUUUUGCAUUCAGCUAUAAAGAAAAGUUUGCUGCCAAUGGUUGGAAAGUAUACGAUCCAAUGUCAGAAUACAAAAGGCAGGGCUUGCCCAAUGAGAGUUGGAAAAUAUCAAAAAUUAACAGCACCUAUGAGCUUUGUGAUACAUAUCCUUCUGUUCUUGUUGUGCCAACCAGUGUAAAAGAUGAUGACCUCUCAAAAGUGGCAGCAUUUCGAGCAAAAGGCAGAGUGCCAGUGUUAUCCUGGAUUCAUCCGGAGAGCCAAGCAACAAUAACACGGUGCAGCCAGCCAUUGGUAGGCCCGAAUGAUAAGCACUGUAAAGAGGAUGAAAAAUACUUGCAGACAAUUAUGGAUGCCAAUGCUCAAUCACAUAAACUUAUCAUCUUUGAUGCCAGACAAAACAGUGUUGCAGAUACAAACAAGGCAAAGGGCGGAGGAUAUGAGAGUGAAAGUGCCUACCCAAACGCAGAGCUGGUCUUUCUGGAGAUUCAUAACAUUCACGUGAUGAGGGAAUCCCUGCGUAAGCUGAAGGAAAUAGUUUACCCUACUAUCGAUGAGACGCGCUGGUUAUCAAACGUGGACUCCACGCACUGGCUGGAAUAUAUAAGGAUGCUUCUUGCCGGAGCUGUAAGAAUUGCAGAUAAAAUUGAAUCUGGUAAAACUUCUGUGGUGGUACAUUGCAGCGAUGGCUGGGAUCGAACAGCACAGCUCACUGCACUUGCUAUGCUCAUGCUGGACAGCUAUUACAGAACUAUCAAGGGCUUUGAAAUUCUUAUAGAAAAGGAAUGGAUAAGCUUUGGACACCGAUUUGCAAUGCGAGUGGGACACGGAGGGGACGAUCAUGCCGAUGCAGACAGGUCUCCCAUUUUCCUUCAGUUCAUUGACUGUGUUUGGCAAAUGACAAAGCAGUUUCCUGCAGCCUUUGAAUUCAACGAGUUGUUUUUGAUCACCAUUCUGGAUCACCUUUAUAGCUGCCUAUUCGGGACUUUCUUAUGCAACUGCGAAAAAGAAAGGUUAAAAGAGGAGUUGAGCACUAAGACUGUAUCGCUGUGGUCCUACAUAAACAGUCAGUUAGAUGAAUUCACAAAUCCUUUCUAUGUAAACUAUGAGAACCACGUCCUGUAUCCUGUUGCCAGUCUGAACCAUUUGGAACUGUGGGUCAACUACUAUGUCAGAUGGAACCCGAGGAUGCGGCCUCAGGUUCCAAUCCAUCAGAACCUUAAGGAGCUGCUCGCCAUCCGCACUGAGCUGCAGAAGAAGGUUGAAGAUCUGCAGCGGGAAGCAGCUACACGGUCCCUGUCCUCCUCCUCUGACAGAGGUUCAUCUCCGUCCCAUUCAGCCACACCAGUGCACACUUCUGUGUGAUGUGUAACUAAAGCUGUGUGAAACAGUUCAAGUCAGGUAAUACAAAGGGGGGGCAGAACGUUUUCCCACCACGCAGGGAUUGAGUGGCUUGUGACAGCUGUGAUCGACAUGCCUUACUGUGUCUGAUAUUACUACAAUGAGGCCAAAAAGAGCUUCAGUAGAUGUGAUGUCUUGUAUUGUUGGCAGUCCCCACAUGUUUUGACAUCUCUACUUAAAUCGUCAAUUGUGAAAUUAAACUUCGUUUCAAGCAACUAACAAUUUAACCAUCCUCAAAAGGGAAUCCAUCUGCUAAGCAGACAGAAAGAUGCCUCUCACACUGCCUAGGGUACCAUGCCUGCUUGAGAGAAUCAGAUGAAAUGGACACGAUGCUUACACAGAAUACUGAGGACGUUUUUCUGAAUGGGAGCUCUGUAUUUCACACGGUAAUACAAUAUAUAUAUUUUUUUGGUAGAGCAAUUGUGUUUUUUAAGGAAAUUGAUGCACUUGGAAAUGGAUUUUAAAGUAAUGUUUUCCAGUGUAGUCAGUUUUGCAUUUCAACUGAAUAUGCCAUUAAAAGUGGAUGAAGAUAAACUGGGUUCGUCAAAUACACCGUGCUGACGUGUAUGAUGUAAUAUAUUUGGUGAAGCAUGUAUUUUAGUUUUUUUAAUGCCUUUUGUACAAGUUGCAAUAAAGUCUUUUGAUGGUUUAGUUUAUUGUUCAGCUUCAGCCUCCUGAGUGAGGGGUGGACUUGAUCACAUCAAGGUCUUGUUCAAAGUACGGGUUUGUUUCUAGCAAAUAAUAGCACUGGGGGUUGAAAUGACACUCGGCUGUGCAAAUUGUAUAGUCUGUAUCGCUCCACGUGUUGUUAGCAGUGUUUCAUUUUAAACUGUACACAAAAUGCAGAGGCAUGUCUGUUCAUAUAUGUGUGUGUGAUGUUCAGCUGAUGUUCUUAGGCUCUGAGAAAACGGAUCCUGCCUACCCAAACGCGUUCAAAGACCUUAACUCGUAAUGACUUUGUUUGACAAAGUUUUUUAAAUAAUAUGAGCUUAAUUGGUUUGCUUGGAAUAAAGCCAGCUGGCUGUUUUUUAAACUCU
Messenger RNA from Tympanuchus pallidicinctus (lesser prairie-chicken), 5094 nucleotides. It is a transcript of the gene MTMR1, whose product is annotated as myotubularin related protein 1. Gene Ontology annotation, biological process: phosphatidylinositol dephosphorylation. The transcript has 15 exons. The record is from RefSeq and is a predicted model, not a curated record. Gene Ontology annotation, molecular function: phosphatidylinositol-3,5-bisphosphate 3-phosphatase activity. Lineage: Eukaryota; Metazoa; Chordata; Aves; Galliformes; Phasianidae. The coding region runs from base 2306 to 4021 and encodes 571 amino acids.